AUGGAGGUCGGCAUUUUCGAUAUUCUGCUACUGUUCUCCUCGUUGGCUAUCUCGUUGGCGGUCGUCGUACCACUGGCCGGCGUGCUUGUGCGAUUCCGGGCAAACUACAAUCCGAAGAGCCUGCAGUUAGACCCUGAAGAUGGACCACAACCACACACGGGUCCAAUAAUCAAUUCUUACUUUGGGAUGUUCAAGAGGGUGUACCAGCUGGAGAGAUUAAGUGGCUUGUACAAGGGGUUCAUGCCUACAUUCCUAUCUACUACGGCGGUCACUCUUGUCCUCUUAUUGGCUAUGGAUGACCCCAAACCUCGACAUGGGCGGUAUAGCGCGCCCGAUACUGGCGUACUUGGCACCCUUUUCUAUGGAAUACUCAUGAGUUUGAUCGGCCUACCCACGGUGAUAUUGACCUACCGGUCUACUACAACGCCACACAAACUACCAUGGUUGAACCUCAUGCAGUCACUGCGCGUUUUACUUACCCCAACGGAGAGAAGACGACCCUGGGUGCUUUAUCUCACACCGGGGCUGCUUGCUGCUGAAUUUGCCCAUGUGGGUUAUGUGACUCUUGUACUGGGAACGCUUCGUCGCCUUCUCCUCCCCGCAUUGUCCAAGCCUGGGAUCCCGACCCCAUCUGAUUUCCCCCCAUUGCGAACCAUCAUCUAUAUUUCCGUCGUCGUCGUUAGCACUGUUGUUUUGACGCCGUUGGAAGUGAUUUCGACCCGACUUGCCAUCCAACGCAACCACGCAUUAUCAGAACACAACUCCGUGUCACAGGAAGUUGACGGUGAUGCAGAAGAUCUCCCUGAAUAUUCUCCCGAGGAAGACGUCAUUGGUCUCAGAAAUGAGGAAGAUCCAUACAUCGGAAUUGUGGACUGCGCACAGAGAAUUCUACAGGAAGAGGGUUUGAGGGCUCUGUAUCGCGCCUGGUGGAUAACCAUGCUGGGCGGACUCGCUGCCGCGUUCACAUGA
Messenger RNA from Pleurotus ostreatus (oyster mushroom), 969 nucleotides. RefSeq lists its product as uncharacterized. Bases 1 to 969 code for a protein of 322 amino acids. Gene Ontology annotation, molecular function: transmembrane transporter activity. The transcript has 5 exons. Gene Ontology annotation, biological process: transport. NCBI's taxonomy places the organism in Eukaryota, Fungi, Basidiomycota, Agaricomycetes, Agaricales, Pleurotaceae. The record is from RefSeq and is a predicted model, not a curated record.